Messenger RNA from Coprinopsis cinerea okayama7#130, 1681 nucleotides. Its product is annotated as t-complex protein 1. Gene Ontology annotation, molecular function: ATP hydrolysis activity; ATP-dependent protein folding chaperone; ATP binding. Lineage: Eukaryota; Fungi; Basidiomycota; Agaricomycetes; Agaricales; Psathyrellaceae. The transcript is spliced from 9 exons. Gene Ontology annotation, biological process: protein folding. The record is from RefSeq and is a predicted model, not a curated record. Bases 47 to 1621 code for a protein of 524 amino acids. Gene Ontology annotation, cellular component: cytosol; chaperonin-containing T-complex.
AUCGCAAGAACCUCACCACCCUUUUCUUCGCGAUAACCACUCCAAAAUGGCGAUGCAGAUAUUUGGUGAAAAUGCGACAGAGGAGAAAGCCGAAAACGCGCGUCUCUCCUCCUUCGUCGGCGCCCUCGCCCUAGGCGACCUCGUCAAAUCCACGCUCGGUCCCAAAGGCAUGAACAAAAUCCUCCAAUCCGGGUCCACGGGCGACAUCAACGUGACGAACGACGGCGCCACCAUCCUCAAAGCGAUCCAACUCGAUAACGCUGCUGCGAAGAUUUUGGUUAAUAUAUCCAAGGUGCAGGAUGAUGAGGUUGGGGAUGGGACGACGAGUGUGACGGUGUUGGCGUCGGAGCUGUUGAGGGAGGCGGAGAAGCUGAUUCAGCAGAAGAUUCAUCCGCAGACGAUUGUGGAGGGGUAUAGGAUUGCGAGUAGGGCCGCGUUGAAGGCGUUGGAGGCUGCUGCUGUGGAUAAUCGAGGGGAUCAGCAAAAGUUUAGAGAAGAUCUGUUUAAUAUCGCGAGGACGACGCUUUCGUCCAAGGUUCUCUCCCAAGACAAGGAUUACUUUGCGAAUUUGGCGGUGGAUGCUGUGCUUCGUUUGAAGGGUUCAGUAGAGUUGGAGCACAUCCAGAUCAUCAAAAAGGUCGGAGGCAAGCUGACGGAUUCGUACCUCGAUGAAGGGUUCAUCCUUGAUAAAACUAUCGCUGUCAACUCGCCGAAGCGGAUUGAGAAUGCCAAGAUCCUCAUCGCUAAUACUUCUAUGGACACUGACAAGAUCAAGAUCUUUGGUGCAAGACUUAAAGUCGAUGGGACUGGUAAACUCGCGGAACUUGAGCGUGCAGAACGCGAAAAAAUGAAAGCCAAAGUCGACGCCAUCGCUUCGCACGGCAUCAACGUCUUCGUCAACCGACAGCUCAUCUACAACUACCCCGAAUCCCUCCUCGCUGAGAAGGGCAUCAUGGUCAUCGAACACGCUGAUUUCGAGGGUGUGGAGAGGUUGUCGCUUGUUACUGGCGGCGAGAUCGCGAGCACGUUCGAUAGGCCUGACCUCGUCAAGUUGGGACAAUGCGAGUUGAUUGAGGAGAUCAUGAUCGGUGAAGACAAGCUCAUCAAGUUCUCGGGUGUCUCAGCCGGCGAAGCCUGCACCGUCGUCCUCCGCGGUUCGACAAACCAAAUGGUCGACGAAGCCGAACGAUCCUUGCACGACGCCCUCUCCGUCCUCUCGCAAACCGUCAAAGAAACCCGUACGGUCCUCGGAGGCGGGUGCUCUGAGAUGCUCAUGAGCUGUGCGAUUGAAGAAGAGGCAAGGGGUAUCAAGGGCAAGAAGGCGCUGGCGGUUGAGGCGUUUGCCAAGGCUCUGAGGGAGAUUCCGACUAUUUUGGCUGAUAAUGCUGGGUUUGAUAGUUCAGAGCUUGUGUCCAAGUUGAGGGCUGCACAUUUUGAGGGGCAGAAUGAGACUGGGCUUGAUAUGGAGCAUGGCACGAUUGGGUCGAUGAGGCAGCUUGGUGUUACUGAGAGCUACAAGUUGAAGCGACAGGUUGUGCUCAGUGCUACUGAAGCCGCUGAGAUGAUCAUCCGGGUCGACAACAUCCUGCGUGCGGCACCUCGUAAACGGGAAGCAGUAUAAUCAAUCAUAACAAGGAGGAAUAUUCUGUACUGUACAACUAUAUAGACUCUGCUACUUUCU